Molecule: messenger RNA, 659 nt
Organism: Umbelopsis ramanniana AG
Lineage: Eukaryota; Fungi; Mucoromycota; Umbelopsidomycetes; Umbelopsidales; Umbelopsidaceae
Exons: 2
Coding region: 39-545 (168 amino acids)
Biological process (GO): positive regulation of mitochondrial DNA replication; DNA recombination
Cellular component (GO): mitochondrial large ribosomal subunit; nucleus
Molecular function (GO): single-stranded DNA binding; DNA strand exchange activity; structural constituent of ribosome
Source: RefSeq, a predicted model, not a curated record
AAGGUUGCGUUGCAAAAACAAUACAGAAGAGCGUUGCAAUGUCCCAUUCAGUACACUUAUUUCGACACAUUCAAACCUCUCAAGUCAUUGUUAGCUUGAAGAAGGCUAUGAAGCCUUCACAACUAAACCAACUUGAUGCCGCAACACAACCCGUCCGUCUUAGAAAGGAUUUGUGGCGACCAAUGGUCUCCAUUAACGGAUUCAAGGACCAAGAAACCGCUCAGGCUGUUACUGACGCUUUGUUGCAACGCUCCGAGCUUCGUCAGCUGGAAACUAUGUUUUCUGACGAGCACUUAAAAUUGGCCAAGCGUUAUCGUGGACCAAUAGAGCAGGAUAUUGUCGAAAAGUCCUUAGUUUCAUUGCGCGAAGCUCUCGAAACCAUCGUCCCAAGACGCCACACCGAAGAUUCACCAAAGUUGACUGCUUUGUGGGAACAACAAAAGUUCGCCGAUCUCGCCGGUGCUGGAGAAGAGAAUAAGUGGCCUGAAUUUGUAGAGCACGGACAGCUGGUUUUGAAGAGAAAUCGCUUUGUUAAGGAAGCAUAGAAAUCUCAAUCAGUCACCUAUACUCAAGCGUGAGCAUCACCUAAAAUUUUUGCAACUCCCAGCUGCUCAUAAUGGACUCCAUAGACCUCUUGUACAUGUACAUCACUUUGCCUC